This is a messenger RNA of Fonsecaea nubica, 567 nucleotides long. RefSeq lists its product as hypothetical. Gene Ontology annotation, biological process: endosome organization; regulation of protein localization. The coding region runs from base 1 to 567 and encodes 188 amino acids. Gene Ontology annotation, cellular component: BLOC-1 complex; endosome. The record is from RefSeq and is a predicted model, not a curated record. Lineage: Eukaryota; Fungi; Ascomycota; Eurotiomycetes; Chaetothyriales; Herpotrichiellaceae. The transcript has 3 exons.
AUGGCCACCACCGCCUACUCUCGUCACCCCACCAGCUAUGCUACUCACCAGAAGACCCUGCCCAUCACCAUGCCGUCCGGGAAGGCCCCAGUCUACAGUUACCCCCAAUCCCGGGUUCUCGAUUCUCCAGAACUUCCCGACACCAGCACAUCUUAUACUGGAAGUCGGACCUCUGCAGGUUCAUAUUCCGCCCGGUCCAGCUAUGCGCCUAGUCACAGCAGUGGAGACUGCGACUCAUACGCACAUUCCGGUGUGGAUGUUGUCGACAUGCUCAGCGACAAAAUGAACGCAGCCUUCGAUCCUAUUCGGAUGGACCGCUCGCUGGCGAAACAAGCCCAGACAUCCGGCGAAUUGAAUGCAAAACAGCGAGAGCUGCAAGAAUUGCAAGCGAUGGCCCAGCGGAGACUGAAAUCUGCGCGGGUCAAUUUCGCUGAAGGAGUCGAGGCCGUGAAAGAAGCCCGCCGAGACGUGGAAUACACGUCUAAGAAGAUCUCGGCGAUGAAAUCGAAGGCAGAGAAGAAACAUCCGGAGGCUUAUGCGAAAGCCAGCCGCAGUCGCCAUGCAUGA